Oncorhynchus mykiss (rainbow trout) is the source of this 3063-nucleotide messenger RNA. It is a transcript of the gene meiosin, whose product is annotated as meiosis initiator. The record is from RefSeq and is a predicted model, not a curated record. NCBI's taxonomy places the organism in Eukaryota, Metazoa, Chordata, Actinopteri, Salmoniformes, Salmonidae.
UGUCUAAUAAUUCAAAUGUAUAUUUAUCUUGCUUAUCUCUGCUCACCCUUCAUAUGCAGUCAUUGGCUCGCCCUCGCUAACAAAAAACGUAAAGUUAGCUGGAUAGCUAACUAGCUAGCUAACGUUAUAUCAAUUUUGCUAUGCAAUUAGCUCAACGUAACUUUGUUAAUAUAUUUUUGUUAAAGCAGAGAGCAAGAGGCGAAGCAUGUAGAUAGACACUCAUUGGUUAAAGGCGUGAAAAUAAUUAGCUAGACUGAUGGAUGGCAAACUUCAGCUAGCUAAGUUAACUAACUGGCCAGCAAACUAACAUUACCGCGCAAGGGACUGAACGUUAAUUUAGCAUCUUUGACGCCCCCUGUGGCAGAUUUGAGCAUGGCACAAGGACCCGCAGGCAGAGACGCGACUCGCAGGAAAAGUAAGGAUCAGCUGGACUGGAGCACAUGCUGGAGCAACAGUCUGAAAGAGAUUGCAGGCCUGCUGCCCAUAUCUAAGCCUAGGAAUGGCCGAGGACUCACCAAGAAGGAGACUCUGGUCCACAUGCUGCGCUAUUUUGACUUUCUUCAGAGUAGGAUCCAGACCCUGCAGAGCCGCUUGCCCCCCCACUGCAUCCCCAAGCAGGAACCCGACACAGGGUCUGAGAGUGAAGAGAACACCCUCUCUGAUCCCUGCACCCCCCCUCACACUCUAAAGGCCAAGCGCAAAUAUUUUUUCAGCCGUUCCCGCAAGAGACCUGCCCCCACCUCAGAGGUGAAGGCAGAGCUUCAGGUGAACAGAAGGAGGUUGUACAAAGCUGUAGCCAAUGGAAAAAUAGUUUACCCAGAGGAGGGUGUGUCUGUCCCCAUGUGGGGUGUGCAUUCUGAUUGGUCAGAGCUCCAGUCUAGUGAUAGCCAUGGGGCGUGGCCUGUGUAUGACAGCGACUCCCAGCCGAGCUCCCUGGAUUCAGGCUUCAGCCUAAAUCAGCUGCUCCCCCUGAGCACGCCUCUGGAGGGGAGCAGUGGGACUCUGUGGACUCCAUCCCCAACAGAGAGAGGCCACUGCUUUGUUUGUGAGGACCGCACAGGCAACGAGAGCAUCCCAUCAGGGAGCGGGGUCCUAGACACUCCAACUACUCCAAUUAAUGGGCCAGGAUCACUUUUCCUGAAGGACCAAAUGCUUGGGGUAAUCCCACCCAUGCGAGGGCGAAGGGAGCCCUUCCACAGCCCUGCUGCCACGCCCCAACGCCCUACCCUGCUGCCCCUGCUGCCGCUGUUUGGGACUGGGGACAGUCUGAACCUCAGCCCCUCCCUCCUCACAUCCCCUGCCCGGGGCCUCAGCCACUGCCUGUUGCCUGAGGGCCAGGAGGAGCUCCAUGUGCUAUUCGAGGAUGUUUGGGUCACCCCUAAAACGACCCACACCAAAGUCUCCUGCCUGCCCUGCCAUGACCCCAAUGACUCAAUGUCAGAGGGUGAAGCUGAAGUCAGGCAUGGCAGAGGAGGGUGGCUGUCCUCCCUGAGUGAGGGGGAGGAAGGGGACGUCACCUGGACCCCCAAGCAACAGCAAGUCCCUCUGAAGUCAAAGACCAGUAGCACAGGACGGCACCGCAGAGCCAAUGCUUCCACCAAGGGCCCCCCUCGCACCCCUCUUAACCUGAAGAAGAAGUGUGUCAACGGCUUCAUAAUGUUCUGCCGCAUUAACAGGAAGACCUACCUCCGUACCCACCCUGGCACCCCGUCUACCGUGGUUACCAAGGAGCUGGCCAGCCUGUGGCACGUCAUGCCCAAGCAGGAGAGGCGUGUCUAUUGUCUGAAGGCUCGCCACUUCAGCCGCCAGCAGAACCGUAACGUGAGGAGUGAGUUGGUGGAGGGAGGCGGGGAGGAAGAGGACUGUGUACCCAGCCCCCUCCACAUGCUGCUGGCCCAGAGAGACCUGUGUGCUGCAGCCAGAGGAGGCCCCUAGAGUAGCUACCUCCACACACACUGACCCUUCACUGACCAUAUGCAUCUAGCAUUGGAUGUCCAUAUUUAUACUGUAUCUGUCCAUAUUCAAACCAACAAUAUUGUUUAUUUAAGAAACACCGUAUGAGUUAAUUAUGAAGUUCUUUGGAGUUUAAAUUAUAUUCUCAAACGCAGACACUUAAUCUCUGUCUAGCACAGUGGUUCUCAAAUUAUAUACGUUUUUUAAAGGAAGUCAGUCCAACUUUAAACUGACUCUUGAAGUUGUAGAAUUAGGUACUGAAAUUAGGUAGUGAAUCAUCAGUUCCUCUUGUCAUGUCAGUCAUUGCAUACCUUCAAGAGCUAUUUAUAACUUGUCAAAUGUCCAGAUCAACUAGCCCAUGUCAGCUAACAGUUUUUUAUUUAGGUUUUGUAGCCCAUAGAUUUUGUUGUAAUUUUUUUGUCACUCCAAUACAUGGCAAAAUGUAUAGAAGUGCAAGAUAAUUUGUCUUAAAACUGCAACAUUAUCUUUGCACCCCAUGACAAAAUGUAUAGAAUUGCAAAAAAGAAUCUGUUCCCCAAUGCUGGAAGGGGGGCCAGAGUGAAAAGGUUUGGGAACCCCUGGUCUAUAGCACACCACAUUUAACUGUUACUUUUUGUUUUCUGCCUCAUGUUAAAGUUAUUUAUACAACAUGUUCAAACGUGGUUUUACAGGUAUAAUUGAGAACCAUUUUAGUAGGAAGUUUUGUAUUUACAUGAAGUGAUGUCUUCCCGUGGGUUAUAAUGCCAAGGCAGUGUUUUACUAGUCAUGUCGUCCUGAAGUUUAUUUCAUCAAUCAGUCUAUAUUUAUGAUCAUAAGGGCCAAAGAAAUUCCAGGCUACACAGUAUGCAGCACAUAAAUCACUUGCCCCAUGGACUGACCAUUUUAUUUAUUACCUAUUUAUACACACUGCGUUUAUUAAUAUGUGUGGAAUGUCUGUGUUUCUCUAUUACACAUUGUGUAAAUUCCUGUUUUUACAAGGCAGGUAAGAACUGAAGUCUUACCAUUGUAUUGAGUUAUUCAAAUUGGCAAUUGGAAGUUUGCUGAAGUGUUUCUAUGUGUGGUGUCACAAUAUGUUAAGAUGUUCUGUAAAUUAAAGUUAUUCAAUUGUUA